Messenger RNA from Lathyrus oleraceus (garden pea), 654 nucleotides. RefSeq lists its product as uncharacterized. NCBI's taxonomy places the organism in Eukaryota, Viridiplantae, Streptophyta, Magnoliopsida, Fabales, Fabaceae. Bases 1 to 654 code for a protein of 217 amino acids. The transcript is spliced from 4 exons. The record is from RefSeq and is a predicted model, not a curated record.
AUGAUAGCCUUGCAAGUUAAAAAGUCAAUCAUAGAGAAAGUUAAAGAUGCAAAAUAUUUUUCUGUUAUUCUUGAUUGUACUCCUGAUGUAAGAAAAUGUCUUUUUAAUGAGCUUGUUAAUGUUUUUAGAAAAUAUGGCCUUAAUAUUGAUGAUAUAAGGGGACAAGGUUAUGAUAAUGGUUCCAACAUGAAGGGAAUGAAUAUUUGGUAUGAUAUUUUGUUUGCUGUCAAUUCUGUUAGCAAGAUUCUACAAUCAAAAGAUAUGUAUAUAGAUGUUGUUAUAGAUCAUUUAAAAGAUCAAUCAAUUAAUUCUAUUGAGACAAGAUUUGAACAAUUUUUACAAUAUGAGACUAUUUUUGAUUUUUUAUUUGAUUGCAAAAAAAUUAAAGCUUUAGAUGAGGAUGAACUGAAAAAAUAUAGUAAUAAUCUGGAAAAGUUUUUUAGGUUUAGUGAAUACUCUGAUAUUGACGGUCUUGAUUUAUUUUCAGAAUUGAAAGUACUAAGAGAAGUGUUAAGAGAAGAAAUUAUCACACCAAUAGAAGUAUUGAGUUAUAUUAAAACUUUAGAUUCUUUUCCAAAUGUUUACGUUGCAUAUAAAAUUUUAUUGACAAACCCUAUAACAGUUGCUACUGCUGGAAAAGAAAUUCAAAAUUAA